Messenger RNA from Dictyostelium discoideum AX4, 966 nucleotides. RefSeq lists its product as hypothetical. Lineage: Eukaryota; Evosea; Eumycetozoa; Dictyosteliales; Dictyosteliaceae. The record is from RefSeq and is a predicted model, not a curated record. Gene Ontology annotation, biological process: pentose-phosphate shunt; carbohydrate metabolic process. Gene Ontology annotation, cellular component: cytoplasm. The transcript has 2 exons. Bases 1 to 966 code for a protein of 321 amino acids. Gene Ontology annotation, molecular function: transaldolase activity.
AUGUCAAACGCAUUAGAAGAAUUAAAAAAAUAUACCACUGUUGUUGCAGAUACAGCAGAUUUUGAUGUUUUAUCAAAAUAUGGUUCACAAGAUUCAACAACCAAUCCAUCAUUAGUUUUCCAAGCAGCAAGUGAUCCAAAAUAUAAAUCAUUAAUUGAUGACGCUAUUAAAUAUGUUAAUGCAAAGAGUGGUUUAAGUGAAAAAGAAAAGUUAUCAUUGGCAAUCGAUAAAUUAUUUGUAAACUUUGGUGUUGAAAUUUUAAAGAUUGUACCAGGUCGUGUUUCAACUGAAGUUGAUGCACGUCUUUCAUAUGAUAUCGACGCAAAUGUAAAGAAAGGUCGUGAAUUAAUUGCACUCUACAAAGAAGCUGGUAUUGAUAAAGAACGUGUUCUCAUUAAAUUAGCAUCAACCUGGGAAGGUAUUGAAGCCGCCAAAAUCUUAGAAAAGGAAGGUAUUCAUUGUAAUCUCACAUUGUUAUUCUCAUUAAUUCAAGCAGCUGCUUGUGCCGAGGCCCAAGUCACCUUAAUUAGUCCAUUCGUUGGUCGUAUCACUGAUUUCUAUAAAUCUAAACAAGGUGUCGCCGGUUUUGAAGCUUCAAAAGACCCAGGUGUUAUCUCUGUUCAACAAAUCUAUUCCUACUUUAAGAAGCAUGGUUACAAAACCUCUGUCAUGGGUGCUUCAUUCAGAAAUAAAGAACAAACCAUUGAAUUGGCCGGUUGUGAUUUACUCACCAUCUCACCAAACCUUUUAGAAGAGUUAAAGAAUGCCGAUGCUUCUUUAGUAACUAAAAAAUUAGAUUCAACUAAACUCCCAUCAGAUAUACCAAAUAAACUUGAUGUAUCUCAUAGUAACUUCCUUUGGGAAUUAAAUGAUAAUGAAAUGGCCUAUUUCAAAACUGGUGAAGGUAUUCGUAAAUUUGCUGAAGAUUUAGUUAAAUUAGAAAAUCAAAUUAAAAAAUUAUUAUAA